Messenger RNA from Pseudomassariella vexata, 3964 nucleotides. RefSeq names its product glycosyl hydrolase family 38 domain-containing protein. Gene Ontology annotation, biological process: oligosaccharide catabolic process; mannose metabolic process. NCBI's taxonomy places the organism in Eukaryota, Fungi, Ascomycota, Sordariomycetes, Amphisphaeriales, Pseudomassariaceae. Gene Ontology annotation, molecular function: carbohydrate binding; alpha-mannosidase activity. Bases 244 to 3495 code for a protein of 1083 amino acids. The record is from RefSeq and is a predicted model, not a curated record. The transcript is spliced from 2 exons. Gene Ontology annotation, cellular component: fungal-type vacuole membrane.
CCUUCAUACUUAUUAUCUCAGAGCUGCACCUUAUGACCUUUCCAUCGUCAUACGAUACUAUCUUUACCCUCUUCUCGACCCCAAUUGAUUGGUUUGGCUGAGUCGAGUCCAACACCUCAACAUUGAUUUUGCAUGGCAAGCUGAUCAAAGCCUCAUUUCAACAGCGACCACCACAGCGACUUGACCGUGGCGGACAACAUCCUGAAAACGAUCCUCCAACAAGCACCCACACUGCAAGACAUCAUGGGCGGCGAAAGAACGGAACCGAAGAGCGCCUCAGCCAGCGCGGCGAUAGCAAGCUAUCCGGCGCAGGCACCGGGUCCCGUCGGCAAGCGAAUCAGCAAGCUCUACAAGGACAGGAUCAACCAAUUCUACUCUAGAGGACAAUGGGAAAAUCAGAACCUACUUGCCAUGAUGUACGAGGGUGUCGCAUCUGGCCCGUCCGAUGUAAAACUCUGGUCCUGGGCCGCGCCUGGCCUCUCCCGACCAAGUUUCGAAGAUGCCAUGAAGGGACAGUAUUCACCGGCCAAAGUCGGUGAUGCUUUCGGUCCUUCUUGGUCGACCCAUUGGUUCAAAGUCACUCUCAAGGUCCCGUCUGAGUUGUGCGACAAGGAGCACCUGGAGCUCCAAUGGGACGCCAACAACGAGGGCAUGGUCUGGACUGAGGAUGGAAAGCCGCUUCAAGGUUUGACGGGCAACGGUGAGCGUGUCGAGUGGAUCCUGCCGAACUCUUUCCGUGACGGCAAAGAGCACACCAUCUACAUUGAGAUGGCAUGCAACGGCAUGUUUGGCAAUGCCCCUGGUGGUGACAGUAUCCAACCCCCCGACCCCAACAGACACUUCCAGCUGAUCAAAGCCGACAUCUGUGCCGUCAAUAUGGACGCUCGUCAGCUUUGGAUCGAUACUUGGAUCAUUGGCGAUGCCGCCAGAGAGUUUCCCGAGGACUCUUGGCAGCAACACAAGGCUCUCAAUGUCGUCACCAAGAUCAUUGACAACUACCGGCUGGGCGACAAGGAAUCCAUCAAGGAGUGCCGCAAGAUCGCGCGCGACUACAUCGGAUCCAACGUUGACUCGUCCAAGGUUUAUGAUAGCGACACCGAACCUCAAGUCUACGGUAUUGGGCAUUGUCAUAUCGACACCUGCUGGCUGUGGCCGUGGGCAGAGACCAAACGCAAGGUUGCACGCUCAUGGUCGAAUCAGUGUGACCUAAUGGAGCGCUACCCGGAGCUGAAUUUUGCUUGCUCGCAGGCUCAGCAGUACAAGUGGCUCAAGCAGUACUACCCCUAUGUCUUCGAUCGUGUCAAGCGGAAGGUCAAGGAUGGCCAAUUCCACCCUAUUGGUGGCAGCUGGGUUGAACACGACACCAACAUGCCAAGUGGAGAAUCGCUGGUCCGUCAGUUCCUGUACGGUCAGCGCUUCUUCGAGAGCCAUUUUGGCGAACGUUGUCAGACUUUUUGGCUUCCCGACACUUUUGGAUACUCCAGCCAACUCCCUCAAUUGUGCCGCUUGGCCGGCAUGACUCGAUUCCUCACCCAGAAGCUCAGCUGGAACAACAUCAACAACUUUCCCCAUACCACGUUCAACUGGGUGUCCUUGGAUGGUAGCCAGGUCAUAUGCCAUAUGCCACCAGCCGAGACUUAUACGGCUGAGGCUCACUUUGGCGAUGUCAAGCGGAGUAUGUCCCAGCACAAGUCCAUGGAUCAGGAUCACACGUCACUGCUUGUCUUCGGCAAGGGAGACGGCGGAGGUGGCCCCACAUGGCAGCACAUCGAAAAGCUGCGUCGCUGCCGUGGCAUCAGUGAUGAGGUCGGCUUGCUGCCUCGUAUUCACAUGGGUAGUACCGUUGACCAGUUCUUUGAUAAGCUCGAGGAAAAGGCUUCCACUCUGGUCACAUGGUACGGCGAGCUCUACUUCGAGCUCCAUCGCGGAACCUACACCACCCAGGCCAAGAAUAAGUCCAAUAACCGACGAUCCGAGGUCAUGAUGAAGGAUCUUGAGUUGCUUGCUACGAUUGCAUCGUUAAAACAUAAGUCCUAUAAGUAUCCUAAACAGCAGUUCGACAAGAUGUGGGAGGCAAUUCUCCUUUGCCAAUUCCACGACUGUCUGCCUGGAAGUUCCAUUGAGAUGUGUUACGAUGAUUCGGACGAGCUUUACGCGGAGAUCACCAAGAUUGGCCAGCUUAUCUUCAAAGAGAUCUGCGAGCUGCUCGGAGUCCCGGAGAUGAAGCCUGCUUCCCUUGGUGACGCCGUGGCUUUGAACACGUUACCUUGGCACCGAAAGGAGGUGGUCGACGUUUCUGACACCGAGCACGGAGUUGCCUGCGGCAGUGGACCGAUGCUUAGCGUUCGGACCCUCAAGGCGGGCAACAAGAGGCCCGUCACCGUUAACGAGGUCAGCAAGGGCGUUUUCGUCAUGAAGAAUGACCAGCUGUCCGUCAAGGUUGAAAAUGGCUGCGUGACUUCCCUCAUUGACCGCAAGACCAACCGAGAAGUGAUUGCGAAGGGCGGCAAGGCAAAUCAGUUCGUUAUUUUCGACGAUAAGCCUUUGUAUUGGCAAGCCUGGGAUGUCGAGGUGUACCAUUUGGACACUCGUAAGGAGCUUGUCAGUGGUCAGACCAAGAUCCUCGAGGAUAAGGAGCACCGUGUCAGCGUGGUGACCGAGACGAAGAUCAGCAAUCUCAGUACUAUCAAGACAACAUUGAGUUUAUCUGCGGCUUUCGAAGGUCAACAAUCAUUCGUUGAAGCCACCAGCAUGGUCGAUUGGCACGAGACGAUGAAGUUCCUCAAGGUCGAGUUCCCUGUCGAAGUCAGAAACAACGAGGCAUCGUACGAGACUCAGUACGGUAUUGUCAAGCGACCGACCCACUACAACACCACAUGGGACAUGGCCAAGUUUGAGGUUUGUUGUCACAAGUUUGCCGAUCUGUCUGAGUAUGGCUAUGGGGUAUCCAUCCUCAAUGACAGCAAAUACGGCUUCGCCACCUGUGGCAACUUGAUGCGCUUGUCGCUGCUGCGAUCACCCAAGGCCCCCGAUGCACAUGCAGACAUGGGCAAGCAUAAGAUUCGUUGGGCUAUUCUCCCUCAUCAGGGCAGCCUGGGUGCUACCACAGUCCGUGCAGGCCACAACUUCAACAACCCUUUGAAGGUCAUGUCUGCACCGUCAUGCAUAGACGUCAGGACUAUGAUGUCUGAGCAUCCUGUCAAACUCACUGGCGACUCUAGCCUCAUUCUCGACUGCGUCAAGCGUGGGGAGGAUGACGAGGAUGUCUCGUUGGGAGAGCUGCCCCGACGUAAGGGUCAGAGCGUCAUCAUCCGCAUCUAUGACAGCCUGGGUGGACAUAACCAGGGCACAAUCAAGAGCAUGUGGGAUGUCAAGAAGGUUUGGAAGACCAACGUCCUCGAGGAUGAUGAUGAGGAGAUUGCGUUGGAUAAGGACGGCAGUUUCCUGAUCAGCCUCAGGCCAUUUGAGGUCGCUACCUACAGAUUGCAGCUGUGAAGGGGGGGAGAAGGUGUGAAGUAGAGUUAAGAGCCUCGGAGUGAGGGUCUGGGUGCUCAUUGGAGUGCAAGAACGAAGUAAUGAAUGAAUGGGGCGGCCUGAAGCGAGCACAUGGAUACGGCGCCGAAGCAUGAACUUAUUGAAGCUUGGAACUCCGUAUACAUAUCGUGGUCUCUCUUCUCAGUAGCCAAGAUUGGGAAAUUGUAUCAUAUGAUGAAGCAGCACUGGAUUGAGCAGCGUGAUGAGAUAGCGAAGGACUUGAUUGUUUGCUCUGAGGACGCGGUGUCGAUCAAGGAUAACGAUGAACUGUGAUGAUUCAAUCCAUGUUCUUAUGCAUUGUACCUCAUGAUCUAGCCAGGAGACGAAAUGCCCAAUUCGUAUCAACUAACGUACGUCAGAGUAACGUUACAUCAAAUAUUAUGUUCCAUGACAACGGGAGUCGAACGGUCGAACUGCCAUAGAAUCUGAU